Molecule: messenger RNA, 838 nt
Organism: Contarinia nasturtii (swede midge)
Lineage: Eukaryota; Metazoa; Arthropoda; Insecta; Diptera; Cecidomyiidae
Gene: Mp20
Product: muscle-specific protein 20
Exons: 3
Coding region: 106-660 (184 amino acids)
Molecular function (GO): protein binding
Source: RefSeq, a predicted model, not a curated record
CGACUGGAUCGUCAACGAUCGAUAUUAGUUUGAAAAGUGACUCCAAUCGAGUAGCAACUUAUCCUGUCGCAAAUUUAAAUACAAUUUUAAAAAAAAUCAAUCAACAUGUCUUUGCAACGUCAAGUAGCAGCUAAGAUCGCUAGCAAACGUGAUCCAGUUCAGGACAAAGAAGCCCAAGAAUGGAUUGAAAGCGUCCUUGGAUGGAAAUUCCCAGCUGGUCAAGCAUACGAAGAUGUCCUUAAGGACGGUGUUGUUUGCUGCAAAUUGAUUAACAAAAUCAAGCCAGGAUCAGUUGCAAAGAUCAACGAAACUGGUGCCACAUUCAAAUUGAUGGAAAAUGUCCAAAACUUCCAAAAGGCAUUGAGAGAAUACGGUGUGCCAGACAUUGAUGUCUUCCAAACAGUCGAUCUCUUCGAAAAGAAGGACAUUUCUCAAGUCACAAACACAUUCUUCGCUCUUGGCCGUGCUGUAUGGAAAGACCCCAAGUGGACCGGACCAAAAUUGGGACCAAAACCAGCCGACCAAAACGAAAGAGAAUUCACUGAAGAACAAUUGAAAGCUGGUGAAACCAUCGUCGGUCUUCAAGCCGGUCAAAACAAAGGUGCCACACAAGCAGGUUCAAACAUGGGCGCUGGCCGUAAAAUCUUGCUCGGCAAAUAAGCAAAUCAAUCAUCAAUACCAUCAUAUCAGCAACUGAUGAAUAAUAGUCAAGCUGUAUAUUAAACAAUCCCAUUGCAGCAUUUUCACAAUUUUCUUUCAAAUUACUAUAUUCGUAUAUAUAUUUAAUGUUAUAAUAAUAUGACUUUUGUAAUAAAUUAUCACACACUGGUCAAGUAAA